UACAUUUUUUCUGUAAACAUUUGCAUUAUAUAAUUCCAUUCUCAACCUUCUCUCUCAUACACUUGCGGGAACAAAACACAUCUGUUUCGUUUCAGGCUUCCUGAGAUAUAUAUCUAUCUGUAUCAAUGGCACAACUGAGAAGCCCAUGUGGGUUUGUUCUCACCCUUCUUCUGGUAUCUGUAUCUUGUUAUGAAACUGCUGGAGAUCAGUAUAGAUCGGCGGUGGGCGAUCCCGGGAUGAGAAGAGAUGGGUUGAGAUUGGGAAUAGAGGCAUGGAACCAAUGCAAUGAGGUCGGAGAAGAAGCUCCAAACAUGGGAAGCCCAAGAGCUGCUGAUUGCUUUGAUGUUUAUAAAGCUAUUCCCAACUCAAAUGGAGGGAAGAGCUGCUCACUGUGCAAUCGAGUCCCCCACAUGCUAGUCCACAGAGUCACAGAGGAAGACAACAAGCUUGGGGUAGGACAACCGAUUCCCGGAGGGCACCCCAAGUCAUUCACGAACGUCGACCUCUACGCAGCAGAAAAAGAGCUUUACUUGGGCUCAAAAUGCCAAGUUAAGGACACCCCAAAUCCAUGGCAGUUCUGGAUGAUCAUGCUCAAGAGUGGCAACAUGGACACUUACGCAGCCAAGUGCCCGAAAAACGGGCACAGAGUCGAGCCCUAUGGUCCCGACACUCGGUUCCCGUGCUUCGGGAAAGGGUGCAUGAACCAGCCAUUGAUUUACCACAAGUACACCACAUUGCAAGGGCCUAAUAUGACUACGCUGAGAGGGAGGUUUUUUGGGUCAUGGGAUUUGGACUACGAUUUGAGUAAUGGGAUGGGGGAGAACUCUUCUUACCAUUCUGUGAAAUGGGAAAAGGAAAUCGGAAAGGGGAGUUGGGUUUUCCAUCAUGUCUUGAGGACUUCGGUUAAGUAUCCUUGGCUGAUGCUUUACUUGAGAUCGGAUGCCACUGCUGGUUUCUCCAGCGGGUACCAUUAUGAAACACGAGGAAUGUCCAAAAUUAUCCCAGAAUCACCAAACUUCAAAGUGAAAUUCACCCUGAAUGUGAUCAAGGGUGGGGGUCCAGCAAGCCAAUUCUACCUACUGGACAUAGGGAGCUGCUGGAAGAACAAUGGCAAUCCCUGUGAUGGAAAUGUGACUUCCGACGUAACCCGAUACAGUGAGUUCAUACUAAACCCCGAAACGCCUUCGUGGUGCCGACCAGACGACCCCAGACUGUGCCCUCCUUACCACACAUUCGCCAACGGUACCCGUGUCCAUCGCACCAAAACGGAGAAGUUCCCGUACGAGGCCUACCAUCUUUAUUGCUCCCCCGGAAAUGGAGAGCAUCUUGAGAAGCCCUACGGUUUGUGUGAUCCCUUUAGCAAUCCUCAGGCUCAGGAGAUAUUGCAGAUAUUGCCUCAUCCUGUUUGGGGGGACUAUGGGUACCCUGUCAAGACAGGGGAGGGGUGGAUUGGGGACCCCAGGAGUUGGGAGCUUGACGCGGGGAGAUUGUCUCAAUCUCUCUACUUUUACCAGGAUCCAGGCACUGAACCAGCUAGGAGGCGAUGGACAUCGGUCGAUUUAGGAACUGAAAUUUAUAAAGACCCUAAUCAAGUUGCAGAAUGGACUGUUAGUGAUUUUGAUAUCCUUGUACCUGAGCAAUGAAGAUCCUUGAGAGAUACACUAUUGCCUCGAUCCAAAGAUCAAUUAUUUCUCAUAUCUCCACAGAAGAAUACAUGGCAUUGAUAAUGCAAAUGUCGUGGUUAUAGCAUGGACGGCUCUACCCUUAUUUUAAGGGUUCAAGCGAAAGUACCGGUUCAGAAAAUGUACUAAAGUUUUGUAUUUUUGUAUCUAUAAUUUGAUUUUUCUUCUUUAUUAAUGUCUGCUGGAUCACAAGUAUGAAUAGAAAAUGAAUAAAAUUCCGAUAAACUUUUAUUA
This is a messenger RNA of Rhododendron vialii, 1916 nucleotides long. RefSeq lists its product as uncharacterized. NCBI's taxonomy places the organism in Eukaryota, Viridiplantae, Streptophyta, Magnoliopsida, Ericales, Ericaceae. The record is from RefSeq and is a predicted model, not a curated record. The coding region runs from base 126 to 1643 and encodes 505 amino acids. The transcript is spliced from 4 exons.